Talaromyces rugulosus is the source of this 984-nucleotide messenger RNA. RefSeq lists its product as uncharacterized. The record is from RefSeq and is a predicted model, not a curated record. Lineage: Eukaryota; Fungi; Ascomycota; Eurotiomycetes; Eurotiales; Trichocomaceae. The transcript is spliced from 4 exons. The coding region runs from base 1 to 984 and encodes 327 amino acids.
AUGCCUGGAAUUGAACUUGACAAAACCGCAACUGUCGCCGUGAGCGAUGGUCCCCUGACUGCGAACGAUAUCCUUCAGCUGCAACCAUCGUAUCCCGACGAACCGCUUGACGUCCUGCGCGCCCGUUACGACGAGGAUGGCAUGCUCCUCCUCAAAGGCCUUAUUCCGCGCGAGGAUGUGCUACAGGCCCGCGCAAAGUAUUUUGAAAUGAUGUCUCCUACUGGUGUCCUCAAAGAUGACACUACUCCCGUGCAGGGUAUCUUCAACCCGAACAAUUCUCCCGACGAUUUCCCCGGUAUCGGUGCCGGUGCGGUGGGGAUGAACGGACGGCCAGGAGGGGACAACGCCCAGGCGUUUGUCGACUUGGCCAUCCAGGCCCAUUACAAGGACUGGUACACCAAGGAUCUGUGCAAGCAUUCCGCACUGCUGGGGUUUGUCGCCAAGUUUACCGGAUGGAAGGAGAACACCUUGGGACUGAAGAGGUCGCUGUUGAGGAAUAACGUGCCGCAUACAAAGCCCAUUGGCGUGCACUACGACCAAAUCUUUCUCCGAUAUGGAGAACCCACGAGCGUGACAGCUUGGGUACCGAUGGGCGACGUCAGUCUCACAGGGGGAGGAUUGAUAUAUCUUGAAGGCGGCGAUAGUGUCGGCCAAGAAUUCGAAGAAAAUUUUAACAAAAAGGCCCGCGAAUGUGGACUCACCGAGGACGAAGCCAGGAACGCUUUCAACCAGAACAUGAUGUCGACAGGACUGCUGUCAGAAAACCCGGCCGAGUUUGCGAAGCAAUACAACCGGCGAUGGCUGGUCUCUUCCUAUGACGCCGGCGAUGUCGUCCUCCACAAGCCGCACGCGAUACAUGCAUCUACCGUGAACAACGAUCCGGAUAAUGUAAUCCGUCUAGCGACGGACCUGAGGUUUGUCAACGAGGCGAAACCAUAUGAUGCGAGAUGGACCAAGUAUUACGAAUUCGGAGACGGUGUUUAA